AUGCAACAAGACCCCUCUUUCCAAGUACCAAAGGCUAAUCGGAGAGUCGACCGGUGCAGUGGCGUCACCACCGGCCUUGGCAAAGGAAACCGGAGGGGCCGCCAGGGCUCAGAAAGCUCGUCUUCGAGCAACGACCCCAUCGACAAUCUAGUGGACCUUGACACUAUGGCUAAUGGAGGUCAGCUGAUUGGACCCGCCGCCGCUCGUGAACUGGACAAGCGAAAUGAUAAAGACAAGGAGGUGAAGAAGAAUGAUAACGGCAGCCUAAAUAUCAAGAUCCACUUGGAUCUGCAUGCCAAGGUGAAGCUAGAUUUGGAGGCUGACUUGUAUGGAGAUAUCGUGAUUGGGCUAUUGUGA
Molecule: messenger RNA, 357 nt
Organism: Penicillium atrosanguineum
Lineage: Eukaryota; Fungi; Ascomycota; Eurotiomycetes; Eurotiales; Aspergillaceae
Exons: 1
Coding region: 1-357 (118 amino acids)
Source: RefSeq, a predicted model, not a curated record